Pseudophryne corroboree (corroboree frog) is the source of this 2168-nucleotide messenger RNA. It is a transcript of the gene ATXN10, whose product is annotated as ataxin 10. Gene Ontology annotation, cellular component: cytosol. Lineage: Eukaryota; Metazoa; Chordata; Amphibia; Anura; Myobatrachidae. Gene Ontology annotation, biological process: neuron projection development. Bases 62 to 1501 code for a protein of 479 amino acids. The record is from RefSeq and is a predicted model, not a curated record. The transcript is spliced from 11 exons.
UGACGUCCUCCGCCUCGGCCGGUUACUAUGGCAGCGAACGGGGCGGGAUUUUUUUUGCAAGAUGGCGGCGCCCAUGGAUCGCCUGACUGAAGUGUGUACAGAGCUAGAGAGAUGGGUGAGGGAAGAUCUAGAGCGGGGGGACCCCGGGACAGGUGGGGUGCAUCGGCUCACCGAGCUGUUCAGGCAGGCCGUGUACAGAGAGAUGGCCGAUGAGCAGAUUUUCAAGUUGAUCUUAAAGAUAUUUUCCAGAGGAUCGCAGGAGGUCCAGGCACAAAUUGGAGCAUAUGACCCUUCUUUAGAGCGUUGGUUUGAUAUGUUGGCAGAAUGCUUUCGAUGCCUAAGAAACGCCUGCGUGCAGUGCACCCAAAAUCAAGAUGCAAUCAGAAACGUGGGAUUGAUCGAGGAAUCUGUAUCUCUCCUCCAAGUCUACAGUAGUUCAGAUACAUCGCAGGAGUCAUGUUUAGCAGCUUUCCGCUGCGGCCUUCAGUUCCUUGGCAAUGUUGCAGGAGGGAACCAGGAUUCCCAGAAUAGCAUCUGGAAGCAGGCUUUUCCACAUCUCUUCCUGAACUGCCUGACGCAUGCCGAUGACAAAGUGGCUGCUUACAGCUCCAUGGUGCUGUUCACUUGCAUGGGGGACGACAAAAUGGCCGAGCUCAUGGAUCCAGCAAACCUCAGCGUUGCAUUAAGCACCAUCACUGCCUCCAGCAAGCGGCCAGAUUCUGAGUGGCUACACCUGAUUGUAACAGAUCGCUUCCUGAGGUGCCCGGAGCUGGUAAAGCAAAUGUUUGCCGAGCAGAGCCAUUCUGACAGGGUGGUUCUGCUAGAGCUUAUUCUGGCUAAAGUGAGUGAGAAGACUCCUCUUUCUGAGGCGGAGGUGGUGAGUCUGCAGGGAAUAGCAGAGUUCCUGUGUGACCGCUUCCAGGACCAAUGCCAAUCUGUGCUGAAACUGGCUGAUCCCGGGGACUGCGACCAGCAGGAGGCUUUAGUUGUGAUUAGAGUCCUGGAUCUCUUAUGUGAAAUGACGUCAGACAACGAGCACCUUACUUGUUUGCAGAGCUGCCCCGGGUUACUGGACACCGUUGUAUACACAUUACGCCUGACGCAUCUGGCAGGAAAGCAAAGCAAGAACGUCUUCACCUCCGUUCACAGCGCGUCUCUCGGAGCGGACUUGACUCACGCCGCCGUGGGGUUCAAAGCUCAUCUCAUUCGCCUGAUUGCUAACCUGUGCUUCCGAAAUAAGGAAAAUCAGGAUAAGAUUUAUCAGCUAGACGGGAUUCCGCUCAUCCUGGAUAACUGCAGCAUCGAUGACAACAAUCCGUUUCUAAACCAGUGGGCGGUUUACGCCAUUAGGAACCUCACCGAACAGAAUGAAAAAAAUCAGGAGCUGAUUGCCAGUAUGGAGCGGCAAGGCCUCGCCGACACCUCGCAGCUGGAGAGUAUGGGAUUGCACGUGGAGGAACGAGAUUCCAAACUGAUUCUGAAAUCCGUCAAGAAAAUGUGAACUGAUAAACGUACAUGCAGAACAUCAUGGGCACUUUCCUGCUCAUCAGAUGAGACGGACGCCUUCUUUUGUGAAACGUGGACAUUAAUAAAUGAUAAUAUUAUUUCCCAGAUCAGGGCAGGACCAAGCCUAAAUUUUUUGGUAAGCGAAUAUAGAUUUUGGUGCCCCUUGGUGUAAUAAACCUUCAUAUAUUUACAUAAUUGUGAUUUACUCAGUGUAGCGGGAGUACAAGUAAUAAUGUAACAAUGAUGCAAGGGAAUCCAUAGAUCAAAGAAAAAAUAAUAAAACACAUGAUUUACAAAAAAAAACCACAACCCCUUAUUCACAUUACACAGUAGAGCUCCUAAAUACAUUACACCACAGUACAGCCAAUUAUACAUGUUACAAUAAAGAGGAGCCGCUUAUACACAUUAUGCCAUGGUAGAGCCCCUUAGCCACGUUACACCACAGUUGAGCCCCUUAAAUACAUUACACCACAGAUGAAACCCAGAUGGUAGAGCCACGGAAGCCCUAAAAUGAAUAAAAUUAAAAGUAAUAUUUUUACUAAACACGUGUUAAAAUUGUUGCUGCCUCCAUCUGGCUAUUCAUGCAGCAACUGAACGAUGAAUGUAUGACCGGUGAGUCCCUUCUAAUCUCUAGUGUGAAUAAAUUCCUAUUCUAGCCCUCA